GACUGUAAGGAGAAAAAAUUAAAAGCGUUCUCCUUGUACAAGAGUUUGAAAGAAGUGUUAAAGAAAUAUGGUAUUAGUUCUGAUGGUACAGACACUAUUCCACUAUUCUCUAUAGACCCACGAAAUUCAAGACACCAACAAGCACUUCGAGCAUUGUAUGAAGAAUAUUUUGUUCAGGAUAAAGCAUUACGGGUCUUUGGAGACGCUACGAGAAAGGAAUUUAGUAUGAGGCCUGAAUACAAAAUAAUUGGUGAUGAAAGUUGUGGACGAGUCGAUUAUGCAAUCAAGGUAUGA
Funneliformis caledonium is the source of this 294-nucleotide messenger RNA. The record is from the annotation of a GenBank genome assembly. NCBI's taxonomy places the organism in Eukaryota, Fungi, Glomeromycota, Glomeromycetes, Glomerales, Glomeraceae.